CUACGCUAUCUAAGGAGUCACGAAGUUACAUUGACUUUUCAAUUCAUAUAAUGGAGGAGACAGGACCAGUAAGAGAGGACAUGUUUGAGUGCUUGGAGGAGUUCCAGGUGGUCCUCAAUGAGCUUGUUGGGGACAAGAGUAUGGACAAGGUCCGGGUGGAGUACGAGAAGCUCAUCCAUGCACUGAAGAAGGCCAGAGAGAAUGAGAAGAGGCUAAUGUCCAAAUGCAGAGAGCUGAAUGCAGAGAUUGUGUCCACCUCAACUAAAGUUGCAGCUGCCCUGAAACUGUCCCAGGAAGAUGAGACAACAAUUACUUCACUAAAAAGGGAGCUGGAUAAAGCUUGGAAAAUGGUAGAUGCUGCUCAUGAUAAAGAGAAGAAGGACAAAGAGACCAUCAGGAAUUUAAAAGAAGAAGUUUCCAACCUAAUCAAAAUGGCUGAACAGAAAACUGGCUUCUCUAAGGACCAGGAGCAGAGUGAUCUACUAAAAAUGAAUGAGGAGUUGACCAAGGAGAGAGAUCAGCUGCUGAUAACCAUGGAGGGUCUGAGAGAAAAACUAAACAAGGCCGUCAUAACCCAGCAGGAGAUAGAGGCCCAACGAGAUAGUGCCUUAGAAAAUAUAUCACAGCUCCAGCAGGAGUUCCAGGUACAGCAGAACGAGAUUUCCCGGGAGAUGAGGUUGAAGGAAAAGCUGGACAAGGAGGUGAAAGAGCUGCACACCAACAUAGAGGCCAAGAUGGGGGAAAUCAAAGCUCUGAAUCUGCAGGGCCAAAAGGCCAAAGAGGAGCAGCAGAGACUGGAGCAGCAGCUGAAAGAGCUCAAGAUCUUGAAUGAGCGAUCCACCAAGGAGCUGGAGCAGAUGCAAGUGAAGAACACCAAGCUGCAGCAGGAGUGUGAGCAGCUCUCAUCACUCAAAGAACGUCUCUCUUUGGAAAAUCAGCAGAACACAAAUGAACUCAAGAUGAGAGAAGAGGAGGUGAAUCAGAUGCGUCAGGAGAUUACCAAACAAACAAAGAUGAGAGAAGCCAUCCAGAAGAAGCUCCACCAGAUGGAGGAUCAGAAAGCUGAUGUGGAUGUGCAGAGGGAGACACUGAAAGCUCAGAUCGCUGGUCUGGAGAAAGAUCUUGAAUCUUCCCAAAAGCAAGUUGAAACUGACAGGAAAGCCAUAGACGAGCUGAUCCGAGAGAGAGACAUCCUAAAUAAGAACAUGGUCAAAGCUGCACAGUCAACUGAGAAACAGCAGAACCUUGUGAAGCUCCUGGAGCAGGACAAGAAGACCUUGGAACACGAGAUCAAUGGAUACCGCCAGGAGGCCCAAAAGCAGCGCAAGAUCAUCCAACAGCUGGAAAAAGAACGUGACCGCUACAUCAAUGAGACAAGCAACCUCAUGCAGAAGGUCCAACAAAAAAUGAAUGACAUUGAAGUAAGAGAGAUGGAGAUAUUUGAUUGGAGGAAGAAGGUCACUGAGGCAGAGUGCAAGCUCAAACAGCAAGAGAACCUGCUGGAAUCUGUUGUGUCUGAAAGAAACAUGUACAGCAAAAACCUCAUUGAGGCUCAGGAAGAGAUUGCAGAGAUGAAGAGGAAGAUGAAGACCAUGAACAACCAGGUCAACCGAUUGAGAGAUGAGAUCACUGGAAAGGAGCUGGCCCUUACCAAGGAUCAGCAGGAACACAAGCGCUUAGAGAAGGAUAACGAGGCCCUCAAGGCGGAGCUGCAGAUGAUGAAGCUCCAGCUUGAAGACACAAAGCAGCGUGUUGACAGUCAGAAAGCAGAACAGCAAAAACUGCAGAAGAUUAUAGCUGAUGCUGAUGCUGAGCAGAUCCAACAGAAGAAGCAACUGGAACAGGUGAUAAGAGAGCGGGACAACCUGGGCAAACAGCUGCUACGCCGCAACGAUGAGCGCACGCUGCUGUGUGAGAAGAUCAGGAUCCAGCAGUCAAUCCUGAGCAAGGGGGACUUCCACUACAACCAGCUGAUGGAAGACAUUCGCCUGCUCAAGCUGGAGAUCAAGAGGCUCCGGCGCAAGAAGAACAUUCUGGACAAGACUGUACCCAACACAGAGGACCUGAGGCGGGAGCUGUUCCACCUGCAGAGGGAGCUGCUUAGAGAGAGGACGAGGAACAGCAUCCUCGAGGAGCAGCUGAAGCCCAUAAAUAUUCACAGAUGGAGACGACUGGAGGGCAGUGACCCCGGCAAAUACGAACUCAUCCAGAAGAUUCAGUCCUUACAAAAACGACUGAUCGCCAAAACCCAAGAGCUUGAGGAACGGGAACUCCUAUUACAGGAAAAGGAGAAGCUGUAUGUGGAGCUGAAGCACAUUCUGGCCCGGCAGCCGGGUCCCGAGGCUGCUGAGCAGCUCCAGCAGUGCCAGUGGACGAUCAGAGAGAGAACUAAAAAGCUCAAGGUGUUGAUAGCAGAGCUGAGAAUGCUCGACUCAAAGAUGAAUGAGUACAAAAGUGAGAAUCAAAGUUUAGCUAAUGAGCUAGCAAACAUUAAGAAGAAGUACCUCUUUCAGAAAAAGCUUCACAGUGAGCAGAGGACCAAGACUAAGGUGGAGCAGCUGGAACCCCUGCCCCAGCUGAGCAGCAAACCUCAUUUCACCGGAGGAGGCUUCAGGAUCGAAAACCCCGUGAGAAGAUAAUGGCCGUUAUGAUGGAAUAUUUUAUAAUCCAUCUGACACAUUAUCAGCACCUUUUUAUCCUGUAUUUUACCUUUAUGCAAUCAUGAACUCUCUGGUCAAUACUUUCACAAUUUAGAUGGAUGACAUGUAUGACUUACAAUAAUGGUAACUUAAUGAUAAAAAAUACUGCUAAUUUCAUUUGGAGAGUCCGAAGGGUGUGCCCCAUCCCUCCCAUCAUACCAGGAUAUAUAUAUAUAUAUAUAUACAUUUUCA
Micropterus salmoides (largemouth bass) is the source of this 2891-nucleotide messenger RNA. It is a transcript of the gene cfap58, whose product is annotated as cilia and flagella associated protein 58. The record is from RefSeq and is a predicted model, not a curated record. NCBI's taxonomy places the organism in Eukaryota, Metazoa, Chordata, Actinopteri, Centrarchiformes, Centrarchidae. The transcript is spliced from 18 exons. Bases 51 to 2639 code for a protein of 862 amino acids. Gene Ontology annotation, cellular component: cytoskeleton.